AUGGGCGCGGCGGCCGUGCGCUGGCACUUGUGCCUGCUGCUGGCCCUGGGCUGGCGCGGGCGGCCGGCGGGGGCCGGCGGGCUCGCAGGAGCUACGGACGUGGACGAGUGUGCAGAGGGCACGGACGCCUGCCACAUCGACGCCAUCUGCCAGAACGCGCCACGCUCCUACCGGUGUCUCUGCAAGCCCGGCUACAAGGGGGACGGCCGGCAGUGUGAAGAUAUUGAUGAGUGCGAGAACGACUACUACAAUGGGGGCUGCGUGCACGAGUGCAUCAACAUCCCGGGCAACUACAGGUGCACCUGCUUUGACGGCUUCAUGCUGGCCCACGAUGGACACAACUGCCUGGACGUGGACGAGUGCCAAGACAACAACGGCGGCUGCCAGCAGAUCUGCGUGAACGCCAUGGGCAGCUACGAGUGCCAGUGCCGCGGCGGCUUCUUCCUCAGCGACAACCAGCACACCUGCAUCCACCGCUCGGACGGGGGCAUGAGCUGCAUGAACAAGGACCACGGCUGUGCCCACAUCUGCCGGGAGACGCCCAAGGGCGGGGUGGCAUGUGACUGCAGGCCGGGCUUCGACCUGGCGCCCAACCAGAAGGACUGUACACUCACCUGUAACUAUGGCAACGGGGGCUGCCAGCACAGCUGCGAGGACACGGACGCGGGGCCCCUGUGCGGCUGCCACCAGAAGUACGCGCUGCACGCCGACGGCCGCACCUGCAUUGAGGAGGAUGAGGCUGCAAUGGAGCGCGCGCGCUUCAGUGCCACGUCAGUAGCUGAUGUGGACAAGCGUGUGAAACGGCGGCUCCUCAUGGAGACCUGCGCGGUCAACAACGGCGGCUGCGACAGGACAUGCAAGGACACGGCCACGGGCGUCCGGUGCAGCUGCCCCGUGGGCUUCACGCUGCAGCCCGACGGGAAGACGUGCAAAGACAUCAACGAGUGCCUGGCCAACUCGGGCGGCUGCGACCAUUUCUGCCGCAACACGGUGGGCAGCUUUGAGUGCGGCUGCCGGAAGGGCUACAAGCUGCUGACGGACGAGCGCAGCUGCCAGGACAUCGACGAGUGCUCCUUCCGGCGGGCCUGCGACCACAUCUGCGUCAACUCGCCCGGCAGCUUCCAGUGCCUGUGCCGCCCCGGCUACGCGCUCUACGGCGCCACCCACUGCGGAGACGUGGACGAGUGCAGCGUGAACAACGGGAGCUGCGAGCAGGGCUGCGUCAACACGGAGGGCAGCUUCGAGUGCGUGUGCCCGCCCGGGCGGCGUCUGCACUGGAACCGCAAGGACUGCGUGGACACGGGUCAGUGCCUGUCCUCCCGGGCCAAGGCCUGGCCGCGCACGCAGCUGACCUGCAGCCGGACGGGCGGCGUGGAGAGCUGCUCCCUCUCCUGCCCCGUGCACACGCUCUCUGCCCCAGACUCGGAGAACAGCUACAGCCUGAGCUGUGGCGUCGCGGGGCUCCGGGGCAGGACGCCCCAGAAGCGCAACAGCACCGGCCCCGGCUGCCCAGGUGCCCCCGCCGCCCCCAUCAGGCAGAAGGCCCGUUUCAAGAUCCGAGAUGCCAAGUGCCGCCUGCAGCCCCGUGGCCGCGAGCCCACCCAGGACGAUCCCCGGCAGCUGCUGCCCGAGAACGGCCACGUGACCUCCGUGACCCUCAAGUGCGACUCGUCCAAGAAGAAGCACCGUGGCCGCGUGGGCCCGUCCCGGGAGGCGACGCACAUCACCGCCGAGUUUGAGGUGGAGACGGAGGCGGACGGGGCCUCAGGCUCCUGCGAGGCGCAGUGUCUGCAGAAGCGCGUGGAGCAGAGCCUCCAGGCCGCCGUCAGGGCCCUGCGCAGGGCCAUCAGCCGCCAGCUCUUCUCCGUCCGGCUCGCGGGCACCGAGUACGAGGUGGCCCAGCGGCCAGCCAAGGCCCCAGACGGCCAGGGCGCGUGCAGCCUGGGCCAGGCACUGCAGGACGGCAGAUGCGUGCCCUGCGGCCCUGGCACCCACUUCGACGGGGAGCUGGGCCAGUGUGCGCCCUGCCCGCCGGGGACCUACCAGGACCGGGAGGGCCAGCUCGGCUGCACCCCGUGUCCCAGCAGCGACGGCCUGGGCCUGGCCGGCGCCCGCAACGUGUCUGAGUGUGGAGGCCAGUGUCUGCCAGGCUCCUUCUCGGCCGACGGCUUCCGGCCGUGCCAGGCCUGUCCGGUGGGCACGUACCAGCCUGAGCCAGGGCGCACCAGCUGCUUCCCCUGUGGCGGGGGGCUGCUGACCAAGCAUGGGGGCACCACCUCCUUCCAGGACUGCGAGACCAAAGUGCACUGCUCGCCGGGCCACCGCUACAACACCACCAGCCACCGCUGCAUUCGCUGCCCCGUGGGCACCUACCAGCCCGAGUUCGGCCAGAACCACUGCGUGGCCUGUCCCGGCAACACCAGCACCGACUCGGACGGCUCCACCAACGUCAGCCACUGCAAAAACCAGCACUGCGGAGGCGAGCUGGGCGACUACACGGGCUACAUCGAGUCCCCCAACUACCCCGGCGAGUACCCCGCCAACGCCGAGUGCGUGUGGCACAUCUCCCCACCGCCCAAGCGCAGGAUCCUCGUCGUGGUCCCCGAGAUCUUCCUGCCCAUCGAGGACGAGUGCGGAGACGUCCUGGUCAUGAGGAAGAGCGCCUCGCCCACGUCCAUCACCACCUACGAGACGUGCCAGACCUACGAGCGCCCCAUCGCCUUCACCUCCCGCUCCCGCAAGCUCUGGAUCCAGUUCAAGUCCAACGAGGGCAACAGCGGCCGCGGCUUCCAGGUGCCCUAUGUCACCUACGACGAGGAUUACCAGCGGCUCAUAGAGGACAUCGUGCGGGACGGGCGGCUCUACGCCUCCGAGAACCACCAGGAGAUUCUGAAAGACAAGAAGCUGAUCCAGGCGCUGUUCGACGUGCUGGCGCACCCGCAGAACUACUUCAAGUACACGGCGCAGGAGUCCAAGGAGAUGCUCCCCCGGUCCUUCAUCCGGCUGCUGCGCUCCAAGGUCACGCGCUUCCUGCGGCCCUACAAGUAGCCGCCCUGCCCGGCCGUCGGCUC
Molecule: messenger RNA, 3071 nt
Organism: Sorex fumeus (smoky shrew)
Lineage: Eukaryota; Metazoa; Chordata; Mammalia; Eulipotyphla; Soricidae
Gene: SCUBE1
Product: signal peptide, CUB domain and EGF like domain containing 1
Exons: 23
Coding region: 1-3048 (1015 amino acids)
Biological process (GO): signal transduction
Cellular component (GO): cell surface
Molecular function (GO): calcium ion binding
Source: RefSeq, a predicted model, not a curated record